Oxyura jamaicensis (ruddy duck) is the source of this 2355-nucleotide messenger RNA. RefSeq names its product NK6 homeobox 1 (gene NKX6-1). The record is from RefSeq and is a predicted model, not a curated record. Lineage: Eukaryota; Metazoa; Chordata; Aves; Anseriformes; Anatidae. Gene Ontology annotation, molecular function: RNA polymerase II cis-regulatory region sequence-specific DNA binding; DNA-binding transcription factor activity, RNA polymerase II-specific. Gene Ontology annotation, cellular component: nucleus. The transcript has 3 exons. The coding region runs from base 84 to 1133 and encodes 349 amino acids. Gene Ontology annotation, biological process: regulation of transcription by RNA polymerase II; cell differentiation.
GGCGGGCGGCCCGGGCUGGAUGCCAGCCGCCGAGGCCCCGCGGCGCUAGGGCCGGCCGCGGUAGCGGCCGGGGAGGCGCGGGGAUGCUGGCGCUGGGGCAGGCGGACGGCGCGCCCCGGCAGGGCGCCUUCCUGCUGGGCAGCCCGCCGCUGGCCGCCCUGCACAGCAUGGCCGAGAUGAAGGCGCCGCUGUACCCCGCGUACCCGCUGCCCGCCGGGCCCGCCUCCUCGGCCUCUGCUUCCUCCGCCUCGCCGGCCUCCGCCUCGCCCUCACCGCCGCUCGGCUCGCCCGGCCUCAAGGCGCCGGGCGUGGGCACCGGCCCCGGCCCCGGGGGGCUCCCGGCGCCGCCACAGCUCUCGGCCGCCACGCCGCACGGCAUCAACGACAUCCUAAGUCGGCCCUCCGUGCCCCUGCCGGGCGCCGCGCUCGCAUCCGCCGCGCCCUCUGCCUCGUCGGCGGCGCCCGCCGGACUGCUAGCCGGGCUGCCCCGCUUCGGCAGCCUUAGCCCCCCGCCGCCGCCGCCCCCGCCACCGCCGCCGCCGCCGCCCGCCCUUUACUUCAGCCCCGCCGCCGCCGCCGCCGCCGCCGCCGUGGCCGCCGGGCGCUACCCAAAGCCGCUGGCCGAGUUGCCGGGCCGCACGCCCAUCUUCUGGCCCGGCGUGGUGCAGGGGCCGCCCUGGAGGGACGCCCGCCUGGCCUGCGCGCCCCACCAAGGCUCGAUUUUGCUGGAUAAGGACGGGAAGAGAAAACAUACCCGACCCACUUUUUCUGGCCAGCAGAUUUUCGCCCUGGAGAAGACGUUUGAGCAGACCAAGUACCUGGCGGGCCCGGAGCGCGCCCGGCUGGCCUACUCGCUGGGAAUGACCGAGAGCCAGGUCAAGGUCUGGUUCCAGAACCGGCGCACUAAGUGGCGGAAGAAACACGCGGCCGAGAUGGCGACGGCCAAGAAGAAGCAGGACUCGGAGACGGAGAGGCUGAAGGGUGCCUCGGAGAACGAGGAGGAGGAUGACGACUACAACAAGCCGCUGGACCCCAACUCGGACGACGAGAAGAUCGCGCAGCUGCUCAAGAAACACAAGCCGGGCGGCGGGGGGCUGCUGCCGCCCCCGUCCGAGGGGGAGGCCUCGGCCUAGCCCCGCGCCCGCCGCCGAUCUCGGAGAUGUACAGAUUAUUUUUGUAGACUCUGCGUGCCCCGUCGCCGGCGGGAGGCCGGGGGCAGAGCACGGAGGACUGCGGCUACACGGGCGCCGAGCGGCACGGAGGGGAGCGGCGGGGCUGCGCGGGUGCCCUGGUGUCUCGGUGUCCUGGCGUCCCGGCCCCGCCGGAGGUCGGCUCCUGGCGAGCAGAGCGCUCCCGGCCCCGGCACGGCCCCGCUCCCCGGCGAGCAGCAGAGAGUGAAACGAAAAAAGGGAGAAGGGAGAAGCCAGCGCGUGGACAAGUAGCUGGUGCGAAUCGUCACAACCACUUUCGGUCAAAAUAUAAAAUUCAUUUAGUUGCUGUAAUUGAAUUUAAGGUGUGUUUUGUUUUGUAUCAUACGGAAUACUAUAGAAUGUAAAUUGUUUGCUUUUUUUUUUAAGCCGAUAACGAUGAUAUAUCGUGAUAUAGCGUCUUAACAUUUAUUAAUUUAUAUUAAAAAGAUUCGGUUUGUAAAGAGAAGAAGAGGCCCCUGCGCGCCCCGUUCCAUGUAAUGCACUUUCUGUUCCCGAGCCCACCCCGAUAAAGCGAUUAAGCACGCACCCUGCCGCCGUCUGCUGCCUUCUCCCCUGGGGCCGGGCCGGGGGUCGCAGGCAGCCGGGGGUGCAGGAUCCGGGGCUGGGACCCCUGCUCCCAGCUGCUGGGUCGCGACCCCAGCAGGGGUGUGGGGCCAGAGGCGAAUUGCUCGGGGGUUUCACCACUGGGUGCUCGGCUUCAUUCCAGCCGGGGGAAAUGAAAUUCCUGACCAGCCCCGGUGCCCGCGAAUUGCAGCGACCAUUGUAAGGCAGAGGCACAGUAGACAGACAGCAAACCCACGGCUGCAGCGCGGGGGCACGGUGGGCAGCGCGCACCCACCGCGAUGGCGGCAGGGCAGCAGAUCCCCCCGACCCUGCCCGGGACCGGGGCCGCAUCCUGCACCCCUUAUCCCUCCCCCUCCCCUCCCGCCCCGAUAUCCCACGUUUAAUGAGUCGCCCGCAUCCUCAUCACCCCAGCAUGGUAAUUGAGCAGAUCUAUUAACUUGUUACACUAGAUUUGUUUAAAGAGACUAUUACACAGUCAUUUAAUCAAUUUGUUACACUGGAGGUCCUGACUUAUGAGACACUUGCCGUAUGAUUCCUUAAUGACUGAAUUAAUUUGUUUUAAUAAAACCAACAUUGUGUA